ACAAAAUUGGUAAAGCUGAACAACGAAUGCAUUUCGGUACAGGUCAGGAGCUUCAUAGUUUGGAAGAAUUGAUGAGCACUAUUUUGUGUCGCAGAGGCUGAACAAAGUGAGAUGUGGUCUGGAAUAACAGGGAGUGUUUUUUCCCUGGCAGUAAUCGCUGUGUUUGGAUAAAAUGGGUUACAUGAACCUUAUUGUGUGUUGUUGGACUGAGACCCAAUCUGACCCCCUCAGGGUGUGGUACAAAGCUCAGUUCAACAGAAAGCACAACAAGGUUACAGCGUUGUUCUCACGCUUUUUCUGAUGUUAUAUUCUUUUGUAUUUCCUCUGCAAAAAUAAUGGAGCAGAAGGAAAGCCGAAGAAACUAGAGGUGGCCACUAUGUCCUUCCAAUAUUUAGGUAUGGUCAGAAAUAAAUAAAGAAUGGCCUGCAUAUUUUAUGGAUAAAUCAUUUGUAAUUUAAACCACAAAUUAAUAGUAGCUCUUUAUUUAUUUGAUUAACUCCUCCUGUUCAUCAGAUGCAAUUUGUUGUUGGCUUUCCUCAUUUCCUUACCCAACAUUCCUUAGUUAUCAUCCAAAAUACACAGGGUCAUGAAACAAGUGGAACAUACACCUUUAUUAUCUGUUGUCUUUAUCUAUUUCACUUCUAUUGAACAUUAGUGUGCAUUUCUGCAUUUAUUGAGUCCAAAACACUGGCGUUGUGAAUGCAUUCCCGAAUAUAAUCAACUGCGAUUGAAAUCCAGCAGCAAAGCAUUCAUAUUCAUCUUUUUUACAAGCAAUAAUUUUGCCUUCAGAGAUAUUUAAUAUUUAAACUAUUUAAUCCGAGUAUUCCAGCCACAUAACGAUAAUCUAAGCAGUGCAUCAAUCCCUAAAAGGGUUCCUUAUAUCCUCAGUUCUCUGCAAGGAUGUGCUUUGGACAGUGACGGUUACAUAGUUGCCAUGGGAAACAAGAUUUGGGCCACCCGUGCCUGAUAUAACCCUCUGGUCAUAUGAGGAUCAGAAGAUAUCUGUCGCUCCCUACGUAGGUAAUCCUGACCUAACACAGUUAAACUUGAAACGAUGAGGGUAAAUCAAUGUUUUCCUUGAUUUACAAGGACGUUGACUUGCAUGCGUUUUUUUAAUCCAACUCCUUAGAUCAAAAAAAAAAAGACUUAAUGUAGUCCUUCUAUCCUAAAAAGGAGACAUCCUUAAUGAACAUUUCAAGCCCAUUAGUACACACCGAUUACACAAAACAUUCUGUGAUUAGCCAGCGAGGUGAUAGUUGAAGUAGUUAGUAAAAUGAUUAUAUUCAUAACUGCAAAUAAGAUGCAGUCCCGGGCCGUUUGGUUUGCCAUUGUAACUCUCAUUCCGGUUCUAUCAAUGUGUAUUGGUGAUUCAUCAAAAGUAUCCAGCGGGCUCCGGUGGUAGAUCUGAAGGGAAGAUUUACUUUCAGAGUGUGAACCUGACCCAUUAUAAGACUGCUCUUUUAGGGCAGUCUUUUUUUUUUCCAGGCUAACCCCCUCUUUGAGAGGCGUAUUGGCCAAUGGCUGUGUGACAUACUCUGAACAGUAUAUCAAAUGGUUCCCUACCUAGACAGUUUGAGGUCAUUAGGAGCGGGUCCACAUAGCAGGAGAUGGUAUCCUUUAAUGAGCACGGUACAUUAAAGACAGCCUAAUGGUGCUUUGUACUGCUCCCUCCAUGUCCAUGGAUAAUGCACCUGUUGCAAAUGGACGAUACUCUUCGCUGUGGAAACGGAAUGCAUAAUAUCCACAUCACUUUUCCAUUUCUGCAGGCUGGACGGGAUGAGUCAUCGUGUGUGUGUGUGUGUGUGUGUGUGUGUGUGUGUGUGUGUGUGUGUGUGUGUGUGUGUGUGUGUGUGUGUGUGUGUGUGUGUGUGUGUGUGUGUGUGUGUGUGUGUGUGUGUGUGUGUGUGUCCUUCCAUAAAUGGGUCUGUCAACAAACAUAUAGCCUGCUGGGUGGGUAGUGGUGGCUAAUCCAAUUUGCAGUCUAAUUCCGGUGCCUUAUCACAGACUUCUUGAAUCUGCACGGGGAGAGAUUCCGACAACCUAAUCUCUAGCCUGGGCUGAGCCUGUGAGAUCCCUCCCGAGUAAGAGGAGGGCUUUUCUUUAUUUUUAUGAAUGAAUGUGAGAAGAAAUCCCGCCCAAAGAGGAGCCUACUCCUCCUGACCUCUUCCGGUGAGGGUAAAGGGACCAGUCUUUGGCCAGCGGCUACCAAACCGUGGAGCUGGCCGUAGCCUAUUCUCAUGUUGUUGACCGGCAAUCGUAGCGCUUCACCGCUCCUGAUCCUCCUCCUCCUCACAUUCAAUUACUCAAGGGGCUCGCUCUUGGCGUGCGUGUUGCCGGGGGUAACGCUUGUUGCCGAGCACAAUGUCGGAGCACACGCAGCUCGCCCUGGCGUUAUGCAGGAUUGGGUUCUACACGUGUUUCCGGGCACUGUGCUGUAAAGGACCCCCGCCACCGCGACCAGAGUACGAUGUGGUCUGCAUUGGGCUGACGGGAGCGGGGAAGACGAGCCUGCUCUCGCGCCUCUGUAGCGAGGGCAGCGAGGGCAUCGUACCCACGACAGGUUUCAGCAUCAAAGCAGUGCCAUUCCCAAACGCCAUCUUGAAUGUGAAGGAACUCGGAGGUGCCGACAACAUCAAGAAGUAUUGGAGCCGGUACUACCAGGGCUCUCAAGGCGUGGUGUUCGUCCUGGACAGCGCCUCGUCGGACGAAGACCUGGAGGCCGCCCGCAACGAGCUCCACUCGGCCCUGCAGCACCCCCAGCUCUGCACGCUCCCCUUCCUCAUCCUCGCCAACCACCAGGACAAGCCUGCCGCGCGGACCCCAAACCAGGUAAGCCAAGACCCCUCCAGUCCCGCCCGUGCGGCCGUUUUGUUUAGAAUGGAUUUGGACACACACUGAGAACGUUUUAAUGUACGUUAUGGAUACUGCCGUCUCCUCACCGCAAACAAAUGUUACCCUGACUUGACAAGAACCAAGGUGUCACGCGUUAACCUGGCUAUUUCCUUUGGAAGUUAUGUCGGAUACACUACACAUCAGUACCACGUUAACACUUCCACACUCCUUACAAGUCCAGGUCAAACUGCCUUUUUGAUAUGAAAAUGUAUUGGACGUUUUUUGAACCUUUUUUUAUUUUUAUAAAAAUGAAAAGGUGCAGAACACACACUGCCAUUUUUUCCCUUAUCUUUGGGAGGGGAGCUGAGUGACCCAUAGAUCUUUAAUGUUUGGGCAUUUGUCCAGAAGGUAAAAUUGUAGACUUCUAAACCUCCAAAGGCACGUGUCCAAGCGUAUUGACAUUCUGUUCG
Molecule: messenger RNA, 3302 nt
Organism: Gadus macrocephalus (Pacific cod)
Lineage: Eukaryota; Metazoa; Chordata; Actinopteri; Gadiformes; Gadidae
Gene: arl15a
Product: ADP-ribosylation factor-like 15a
Exons: 4
Coding region: 2362-2898 (178 amino acids)
Molecular function (GO): GTPase activity; GTP binding
Source: RefSeq, a predicted model, not a curated record